AUGUCUGGCCGGGAGGGCAGCAAGAAGGAGCCCCUGAGACAGCCCAAGAGGCAGGCCAAGGAGAUGGGUGAGGAGGAUCAGGCUUUCAAGCCAAAACAAAGGGAGGAGCAGAAGAAACUGGGAAAGCUGAAAGCUAAGGCCAUUGGGAGAGGCCCCUUGGCCACAGGUGGAAUUAAGAAAUCUGGCAAAAAGCAAGCUGCUCCUGGUGCCUGCAGAGAUGAUGCCUUUGACUCAGUUCCUAUUCAAACAUCUGGACACCUAGCUACGGCAUCUUUUGCCACCUAG
Molecule: messenger RNA, 285 nt
Organism: Oryctolagus cuniculus (rabbit)
Lineage: Eukaryota; Metazoa; Chordata; Mammalia; Lagomorpha; Leporidae
Source: RefSeq, a predicted model, not a curated record